Molecule: messenger RNA, 1575 nt
Organism: Ctenocephalides felis (cat flea)
Lineage: Eukaryota; Metazoa; Arthropoda; Insecta; Siphonaptera; Pulicidae
Gene: Lim1
Product: LIM/homeobox protein Lhx5
Exons: 9
Coding region: 1-1575 (524 amino acids)
Biological process (GO): neuron differentiation; regulation of transcription by RNA polymerase II
Cellular component (GO): nucleus
Molecular function (GO): DNA-binding transcription factor activity, RNA polymerase II-specific; RNA polymerase II transcription regulatory region sequence-specific DNA binding
Source: RefSeq, a predicted model, not a curated record
AUGACUGGACUAAUCUAUGUGACGUGCUGUAGAGCGGAGCCUCCUCCGUUGGGUCUCGCGGCCCCAUGUGCGGGCUGCGACAAACCGAUCCUGGACAAAUUCCUCCUGAACGUUCUCGAACGAGGUUGGCACGCCAGUUGUGUGAGGUGUUGUGACUGUUUGCAACCUCUGACGGACAAGUGCUUCUCCAGGGAAGCGAAACUGUUCUGUCGGAACGACUUCUUUAGGCGAUACGGUACGAAAUGCAGUGGUUGUGGUCAAGGAAUCGCUCCUUCGGACCUGGUCAGGAAACCUAGGGACAAGGUCUUCCAUCUGAACUGCUUCACGUGUCUUGUUUGCCGCAAACAAUUGUCGACGGGUGAACAAUUGUACGUUCUGGAUGACAAUAAGUUUGUUUGCAAGGACGACUAUCUGACGGGAAAGGCGAACGCGUGUGGGCAUAAUAUGUUAAUUCAAUCUCUGAUGGGUUCAGCUUCCGAAGACGAAGACGAUGAUGACCUCCCAGGAACGAAUCCGAGGUUAUCUGGAGGUCUUGGAUCAGCAGGCGGCAUCCUAGGAUCUGCUUCAGGUGGAGCAGGACUCAUUGGAGCAGGUCUUAUUGGAUCAGAUGCCGAAUUAGCGGCGAUGAAUGCCGAUUCCAAAACCGGGAUGGAAGAUUCGGAAGAUCAGACUUCCCUGGAUGGUGACGCUCUCACGGGCGGUAACUCUGGGGGCGGCAAUUCCGGAGGUGGCGAUUCUGCUGGUGGCGGUAAAUCGCCUGCAGGCGACGACGAAGCUGGUGGUGGCAGCAAGAGAAGGGGUCCCAGGACGACGAUCAAAGCAAAACAAUUGGAGAUACUGAAGACGGCUUUCGGACAGACGCCGAAACCUACGAGACAUAUCAGGGAACAACUGGCGAAGGAGACGGGAUUGCCUAUGAGAGUUAUACAGGUGUGGUUCCAAAACAAACGCUCGAAAGAACGUCGUCUCAAGCAACUGACAUCAAUGGGUCGGGGUCCCUUCUUUGGAGGAUCCCGCAAGAUGCGAGGCUUCCCCAUGAAUCUGAGCCCUCACGAAGACUCCGUGGGAGGUGGCGUGUUUCCACCCUAUUUCGAUAAAUUUGAAUUCGCCGGUCUGUCGUACCCCCCAGGGUUCCAUCAUCAUGGCGGAGACGGAGGUCCGCCUCCGCAUUUCUUUGGAGGACCGCCGGUACCCCCUCAAGGAGGAAUGCAUGGGGUUGGAGGACCGGGAGGAGCUGGCGGAAACGGAUUUGGGGAUGAUUUUGGAAGGUUUCGGUUGGGACUAGAUAGAGUACAUCAUCAUGGAGAUCAAGGUCCUGGUAUGGGUGCUGGUGGAAUGAUGGGUGACUUCGAAGGCGCCUUCAUGAAUCCUUCAGGUCCUGGUGGCGGUGCUGGAGGAGGUGGACCUAUGCAAGGACCCGCAGGAGACCAUAUGGGAGGUCCUGGUGGACCUGGUGUACCACCAAGAGGUGGUGGAGGUUCCUCGCCUGAGUUUAUGGGCGGCGGUGGAGGCGGAGGUGUACCUCCUGCUUUUAGCGAACCCCAAAAUAUGCACAGUGAAGGAUUGGUUUGGUAG